AAGGAGGCGUUGGUCUAGCACACCGUCGUUAUACGCGGUGAUUGGUUGGUUGCACAUGCGUUUUGUGAAAUUGCGAUAGCUCGUGCGUGGUUGCUGACUGCUCGCCAACGAGGACGCAGGGGUGCCGAAUGCUGUCGCGUGGCCGAGUGCAAACGCUUCUCACACCGUUCGUGUUAGGUGCUUGGAUUGCAUAAUCGUCGAACGAAAGCGCCUGCGACAAGCAUGGUUGAUCUGGUGGAAGGUAUUCUUCAGUAUGUCGCCGAGCACGGGGCUUGCGACUCGUUGCAGCUGGCCCGUGUUAUGGACGUGGACCACCAGAAAGUAGUCGGCACUAUCAAGAGCAUCCAAGCCUUCGGAAAUGUUCUGCAAGUGGAGCAGCAAAGUGGCGAGCACUGGGAGCUGACGGCUGAGGGAAGCGAGGUGUGCCAGCAGGGGAGCCCCGAGGGUCGCCUGGUGCGCCUGCUUGGGCCCGAGGGCCUCCCACGAGCGUCCCUGAGCCGAGGGGACCAACUCGGCCUGAGCAAGGCCUUGGCCUUGGGUUGGGUGCUGCUGGACAAGGAGCACGGUACGGUUCGGCUGUCCUGUACCGAGCCUCCACCGGAUUUGGUGCAGGCCAGUCUGUGCCAGGUGCGCAGUGGCCACGCCCACCUGUUGGACGAUGCUCAGCGCCAAGAACUGAAACGGCGAAAGCUGCUGCGCCAAGUGGUGGUCAAAAGCUAUCGGGUGCAGCGGGGUGAGAACUUUGCCACACAGUUGAGCAAGCCCGAGACUGACCUGACUGCCGAGAUGCUGGCCAGUGGUCAGUGGCGGCAGCGACCCUUCAAGGCAUACAACUUUGCUGCCCUGGGCCAACCAACGGAGGGCGGGCAUCUGCAUCCCCUCCUUCAGGUGCGCUCCGAGGUGCGACAGGUCUUUUUGCAAAUGGGCUUCACGGAGAUGUCAACAGCUCGCUAUGUAGAGAAUGCCUUCUGGAACUUUGACGCCCUCUUCCAGCCACAGCAACACCCAGCGAGAGACGCCCAUGACACCUUCUUCCUCAAGGAACCCCGCGAGUGCCAACGGCUGCCUCAGUCAUCGUAUGUGGAGGCUGUCAAGCUGGUGCACUCAGUUGGCGGCCAUGGGUCGCAGGGCUAUCAGAGUCCGUGGCUAGAAAGUGAAGCUCGCAAGAAUCUUCUGCGCACGCACACCACGGCUGUGAGUGCGCGAAUGCUCUACGCGCUCGCUCAACGGCAACCCUUCACGCCCUGCAAGCUCUUCAGUAUCGACCGGGUCUUCCGCAAUGAAACUCUCGACGCCACGCACCUGGCCGAGUUCUGCCAAGUCGAGGGCCUAGUGGCUGACCGAGGCUUGACCCUGGGUCACCUGCAGGCGCUGAUUGGCGGGUUCUUUGCACAGCUGGGUAUGGAGCGGGUGCGUUUCAAGCCAGCUUACAACCCAUACACAGAGCCGUCUAUGGAGAUUUUUGCCUUCCACCCUGGCCUCGAUCGAUGGGUCGAGGUGGGGAACUCGGGCCUGUUCCGGCCGGAGAUGCUGCAACCCAUGGGGCUGCCACAGGACGUUCGUUGCAUUGCAUGGGGGCUUUCUCUCGAGAGGCCAACCAUGAUCAAGUGUGGAUUAAACAACAUCCGAGACCUUGUAGGACCCCGUGUUGACCUGGACAUGGUGUACAGCAGCCCACUGUGCAGAUUUGUGCACUGACCACCAUAAGUGUCAAGAAGAGCCAACAAUUUCCAGACGGUGUACUCAGCACAGUUGCUGGUUGGAAUUUAGCCCUGCAAAGCUAUUUGAAGACGUUUUAUUUAGCACCAAUGAGUCAUGGUUUUGGUAGAAUUGCAUAAAAGAGGUCGAUAUUUUUCA
Molecule: messenger RNA, 1857 nt
Organism: Rhipicephalus microplus (southern cattle tick)
Lineage: Eukaryota; Metazoa; Arthropoda; Arachnida; Ixodida; Ixodidae
Gene: alpha-PheRS
Product: phenylalanine--tRNA ligase alpha subunit
Biological process (GO): phenylalanyl-tRNA aminoacylation
Cellular component (GO): cytoplasm; phenylalanine-tRNA ligase complex; cytosol
Molecular function (GO): ATP binding; phenylalanine-tRNA ligase activity; tRNA binding
Source: RefSeq, a predicted model, not a curated record